AUGAUUGUUUCACACGCCUGGGCAACUCAGACAGUUGUCCAUCUGCCCUUGUGUGUCUCCCUUGACUGGCCGACUUAUGUCUCGGCCGGGCAGUGGCACUGGCAAGAUGAGCGCGGUUGUCGGCAUCAGCAUUUGCGGCGAAGUUUGGCUAUUUUGACGCACAUAUAUGUUGUGCUUUGCCCAUGGGUGGAUGAUUGCAGCAUGUCUGUAUUGGCGUGGACUUGA
This is a messenger RNA of Pochonia chlamydosporia 170, 225 nucleotides long. RefSeq lists its product as hypothetical. Bases 1 to 225 code for a protein of 74 amino acids. The transcript has a single exon. The record is from RefSeq and is a predicted model, not a curated record. NCBI's taxonomy places the organism in Eukaryota, Fungi, Ascomycota, Sordariomycetes, Hypocreales, Clavicipitaceae.